AUGGCUCCCGAGCAGCUCAAGAAGCCGCCGCAGGCCCCGCCGCUGUUCGUCGCUACCCCAACCUCAAUCAUAGAAGACACGAAGCGCAUGAUUGCCAACUCCCGCAAAGUGCAAGAUGGCGUCGCCAGCAGCGUGACGCCGGAGACGGCAACUUUCAGCACCGCCCUGCUCCCGCUUGCGCGCGACGAGAAUGCCAUGACGCUGGAAGCACAUAUCCUGGGGUUCUACCAAGCUGUCUCGACAGACCAGAAGCUGCGGGAUGCGUCGAGCGAAGCCGAGAAGCUCAUGGAUGACUUUGGCAUCGAGACUGCCAUGCGAGAGGACUUGUUUCAGCUGGUGGAUGCUGCGGUGAAGAAGAAUGAGACUCUAGAUCCGGAGUCGCAGCGUCUGCUGGAGAAGGAGCACAAGGACUAUAUCCGUAAUGGACUGGGGUUGCCAGCAGGACCCAAGCGAGACCGGUUUAAGGAGAUCAAAAAGCGGCUGAGUCAGCUGAGUAUUCAGUUCCAAAAGACCCUGAAUGAGGAGAAUGGGGGUAUCUGGUUUACGCCCGAGGAGCUAGAUGGUGUUCCGGAGGAUGUGAUCUCUGGGCUUGAGAAAGGCAAGGGUGAGAAUGAGGGGAAAUUGCGUUUGACGUUUAAAUAUCCCGAUCUCUUGCCCACACUGAAAUAUGCUACGAAUGCGGAGACUCGCAAGCGCCUGACUAUUGGGAAUGAGAACAAGUGUAAUCAAAAUGUUCCUCUAUUCAAGGAAGCCAUGGUCCUUCGCGAUGAGGCUGCUCGACUGCUGGGAUAUCCCAAUCACGCGGCCUUCCGCAUUGAAGACAAAAUGGCCAAGACACCACAGACAGUUGACAAUUUCCUUGGCGAUCUCCGGUCUAGACUGGCGGCCGGCGGAUCGAAGGAAUUGGAGAAGUUGAAGGGACUUAAGAAAGCAGAUGUGGAGUCGCGCGGAGAGAAGUUUGACGGCCAUUACUUCCUCUGGGAUCACCGAUUCUACGACCGAUUGAUGCUGGAGAAGGAGUACCAGUUGGAUCAUCAGAAGAUUGCGGAGUAUUUCCCUCUGCAAACGACAAUCCGUGGGAUGCUGGAGAUUUUCGAGGAGUUGUUUGGCCUUGUUUUUGUGGAGGUGAAAGGCGAUGAUCGCGCUAGUAUUUCUCCGUCUGGAAAGGGCGAGGAUAUUGUCUGGCACGAGGAGGUGCAGUUGUUUAGUGUCUGGGAUGACGAGGGUCAGGGUGGUGGGUUCGUGGGCUAUUUGUAUCUUGAUUUGCAUCCUCGUGAGGGCAAAUACGGACACGCAGCCAACUUCAACCUCCAGCCGGGCUUCAUUGACUCGAACGGCAACAAGCGAUAUCCAGCCACAGCAUUGGUAUGCAACUUUUCCAAGCCCACAGCGAAAAAGCCCAGUCUUCUCAAACACGACGAGGUGACGACACUCUUCCACGAACUGGGACACGGCAUUCACGAUCUCGUAGCGAAGACGACCUACUCCCGCUUCCACGGCACCAACACGGUGCGCGACUUUGUCGAAGCACCGAGCCAAAUGCUAGAGAACUGGUGCUGGACACCGUCUCAACUCAAGUCGCUGAGUCGGCACUACUCGACGCUCUCGGAGGAGUAUCGGCAGACAUGGGAAGAGUCGAGGGGUACUGCAAACCCGCCUGCAGCACCGGAAAGCAUCCCAGACGAGAUGAUCAACAGUAUUAUUCGCACCAAGCAUGUCAACGAUGCAUUGGCCAAUCUGCGUCAGCUGCACUUUGGCAUUUUCGACAUGACCAUGCACGAGCCGGAGUCGCACGAGGCGAUUGAGAGCGUGAACCCGACAGAAAAGUACAAUUCGCUGCGCAAGGAGAUCUCUCAGAUUGAAGGGCCCGAGGUGCUUGGGCAGGGCAGUGAAUGGGGCAAUGGCCAGGCGACGUUUGGCCAUUUGAUGGGAGGGUAUGAUGCGGGAUACUACGGAUACCUGAGCUCCCAAGUCUACUCGACAGACAUGUUCUACACCGUCUUCAAAUCCAACCCGAUGGACCCUGAGCAGGGCCGGCGAUAUAGGCGCACCGUGCUGGAGAAGGGCGGUAGUCAGGACGAGAUGAAGUCGCUGACGGAGUUUUUGGGCCGCGAGCCGAAGACGGAGGCUUUCUACACGGAUUUGGGUUUAGUUAUACUCAGCGGCAGCGGCAGCGGCAAUAGCAGUAAUCGAAGGCACGAUGGCUCGGGUGGAGGUGCAGAAGCAGCUGGUGAUCACAAGGGCAAGGACCAGGAACAAAAUUUGACGAGCGGUGUGCCACAGGGGAAAAGGGAAGAGACGGAACAAGCGCACUAUACAAUACCGCUGUCGACGCUGGUGCCAGAGGCCAAGCCGAUGGUGGUGCGGCGCGAGGAUGGGUUCGAGAAGAGGGUUUUGUUGAGGUGUGGGCGAUGCAGGGUCGUGGUUGGGUAUGAGAUUGGUGGUGCGCGAAUCGGGACGGAGGAUUUGGGGGACGGUGAGGGGGACAUGGCGGAGAAGAAUGCGGUUUUGAAGGCGAUGGACAGGGAGUGGAUGGAGUGGAUUAAGUGA
Molecule: messenger RNA, 2550 nt
Organism: Talaromyces atroroseus
Lineage: Eukaryota; Fungi; Ascomycota; Eurotiomycetes; Eurotiales; Trichocomaceae
Exons: 6
Coding region: 1-2550 (849 amino acids)
Biological process (GO): peptide metabolic process; proteolysis
Cellular component (GO): mitochondrial intermembrane space
Molecular function (GO): metalloendopeptidase activity
Source: RefSeq, a predicted model, not a curated record